Molecule: messenger RNA, 2377 nt
Organism: Phyllostomus hastatus (greater spear-nosed bat)
Lineage: Eukaryota; Metazoa; Chordata; Mammalia; Chiroptera; Phyllostomidae
Gene: SDR9C7
Product: short chain dehydrogenase/reductase family 9C member 7
Exons: 4
Coding region: 175-1116 (313 amino acids)
Molecular function (GO): oxidoreductase activity
Source: RefSeq, a predicted model, not a curated record
CUAUAAAAAUUAUAGCGUGGCUCACUCAGGGUGCUGUGUGCGUUGCCAGCAGUGGAAGGGAGGAGAGCUCUUCUCAGUAGCCUCCAGCACACUGCCAGCUGAGGGUCAGAGGACCAGCCUCUCCCUCUGUCUCCUGAGCCCCAUCCUUCUUGGCCAUCACCUCUUUCCUGCCCUAUGGCGGCUCUCACGGACCUCUCUUUUAUGUACCGCUGGUUCAAGAACUGCAAUCUUGUUCGAAACCUCUCAGACAAGUAUGUCUUCAUCACAGGCUGUGACUCGGGCUUUGGGAACCUACUGGCCAAGCAGCUGGUUGAUCGAGGCAUGCGGGUGUUGGCUGCUUGUUUCACCCAGGAGGGGGCCCAGAAGCUACAGCAAGAUACCUCCUACCGGCUGCAGACCACCCUACUGGAUGUCACCAAGAGAGACAGCAUCCAGAUGGCGGCCCAGUGGGUGAGGGACCAAGUGGGCGAGCAAGGUCUCUGGGCCCUGGUGAACAACGCUGGUGUGGGCCUGCCCAGUGGUCCCAACGAAUGGCUGACUAUAGAGGACUUUGUGAAGGUGAUCAAUGUGAACCUGGUGGGACUGAUUGAAGUGACCCUCCACAUGCUACCCAUGGUCAAGAAAGCCCGGGGCCGGGUCGUCAACAUGUCCAGCUCUGGUGGUCGUGUGGCUGUCAUUGGUGGUGGCUACUGUGUGUCCAAGUUUGGUGUUGAGGCCUUCUCUGACAGCAUCAGGCGUGAGCUCCACUACUUUGGGGUUAAAGUCAGCAUCAUUGAGCCUGGGAACUAUCGGACGUCCAUUCUGGGCAAGGACGGCAUAGAGUUGCGCAUGCAGAAGCUGUGGGAGCAGCUGCCUCGGGAGACCCGGGAUAGCUAUGGAGAGGAGUACUUCCGCAUCUAUACUGAGAAGUUAAUAAACAUGACUCGGUCAGCAGAGCCAAGGCUCAGAGAUGUCAUCAAUAGCAUGGAACAUGCCAUCGUUUCCCGGAGCCCACGCAUCCGCUACAACCCUGGCCUGGAUGCGAAACUCCUCUACCUGCCCUUGGCUAAGCUGCCCACCCCUGUGACAGAUUUCAUCCUGAGCCGGUACCUUCCAAGGCCAGCAGACAGUGUCUGAGCCGGGGAAGCCCAAAGGGUGGUCAGUGAAGUGUCCAGAAGGAUGCUGGGAGAAGGGACUCUGAGGUCACAAAAGGUGGCAGCAGACUUUCUGGGGACACUUUGCUUGGCUGACACACAUUGCUGGUGAAUUUAUGGGUAACUUCUAAUAGAAGAUGAGGGCCUCUUCCCACUCACUGGGGCCACACAGAAACCUGCGAUGGCCUUUGCAGGUUCAAAGACCUGCAGGAUGGCCCCGGCACUAGCUGUCGCCUGAUCUGUAUAUGGCUUUUGCUGGACCUGGGAAAGUCAAGGAGAGGAUAACUAACUCCUGCUGAAUCAUGAACCUCCCUCAGUUGUCGCUGCCACCGGGAAAUACUGUGGCACAACCAGACCACGGGAGAGUCUCGACCACUUUCUUAUUGGGUCUCUCACUAUGCAUUAACCUCUUACACACAACCCAUUAUUUGAAGUGUAUGGUAGGGCAGACGGAGUACAUGAAUAAACAGGGAAAGUUUAGGAUACUUUCGCUCUGUUUGGAUUUCUCUAUCCAUAGGUGAUUGGGGCCCACAUGAAAUAAUAUACAUUUAUUUAAUUACCAUUAAUUAAUUCUUCAAAUAUUUAUUGAGUUCUUAUUACAUACCAGGCACUGUGUAGCUGCUAGGUUAUAAAAUGAUUCAAUCAUGGUCUUGGUUUAUUUUGUGUUUUUGUUUUUGUUUUUUAGCACAGUAUGUAGUAGUGACGAUGGAUAAACAGUGAUAAAAGAAACAGAAAUCAGAAAACCACAUUUUUAGAGCUGUUAAGAGUCUUGGAGGUCAUCUAAUUCAGGGGGCCCCAAAAUUGUCUGUAUGUCAUAAUCAUGCAGUUAAUUAAAAUAAGAUUCCUAGGCCUUUAUGUUAGAAAAUAUGACUUAGUAGACUUGGGAUGGGGCCCAGAAAUCUGUAUUUGUAACAAGAACAUAGAUGAUUCUGAUGCACUUGGGAACUGCUGAUAGCUCCACAGAAGUAAUUAACGCUCAGAGGAGGAUUGGAUGUGACCAAUUCAAAGCCCCUCAGCAUAUGACCAAGAUAAAAGUCAGAUGUUCAGAUUCCCAGUGUAGGAUUUUUGUUAUAGAAGAAUAAAUUUCUGAAAUUAAUAACAUUGUUAAAUAAUUCAUUGAACUAAAUUUUUUAAAAAAUACCUUAAAUUUCUGGGUCAUAUGAAGUUCUAUUGAAAAAAAAAGAUGUUUUUGAUCUUGAGGAAUGGUCAUGUAAUAAAAGCAAAUGUGAAAAUUUUUUAAAAAA